CGUAGCCAGCCUGACGAUAUUUUCCCGCUAUGUAAACUUCAAGUUAUUAUAACUAUUCGUGCCUUUAGAAAUCUAUUGUUUUCACAGUCACUGAACACCAAAAUAUUAGCAUAGCGGGACAAAUUGACAGGCUGGCUACGCUACUGGUCAGAUUGAACUCUUGACUGCGUUUGCUUCGCCACUGAAUAUAGAACCCUCAUGCAGCAUAACCUCGCCGGUUUAUAGAUCGAUUGUCAUAAACAGAAUUCUCAGUGAUAGUAGCCCUGUCUACGCUAGCAUUCACGCUUGCCAUGUCACCGCAAGAACACUUACAUUUAAUCAGCCGAGUACGAAUUUCUUUCGCAUUCUUUCCAUCAACUACCUUCCGCCUCAAAAAGUAUAUUUUCAUUUGCUGGCGAUGACCACUUUCCUUGUCGGAUAAGACCAUCCCUUACGAAUUCUUUCAAGCUGUCAUAAUCCCCAAUGCACUCAUAACAUUGCACAUAGAAUAGACAUGUUAUGCCAUAACGUUAUUGGUGUCAUUAAUGUUAUUAAUGUUAUUGGUGUUAUUGGUGUUAUAGGCGUUAUAGGUGUCAUUGGUGUUAUAGGCGUCAUUGGUGUUAUUGGUGCCAUUAGUGUUACUGGUGUUAUUGGUGUCAUUGGUGUCACAGGCGUUAUGGGUGUUAUGGGUGUUAUGGGUGUCAUAGUCGUUGUUGGUGUUAUGAGCGUUAUAGGCGUUAUUAGUGUCAUUGGAGUUAUAGGCGUUAUUGGUGUCAUUAGUGUUAUGGGCGGGUUGUUCAAAAGCCGGCUAACGCUAUCCCAGGGCUAAAAUGGCCUAACCCAGGGAUAAAUUUUAUCCCUAGGUUAAUUUGCGUUGUUCAAAAGUGGGCUAGCGCUAACCCAGGGACAAACGAUGGGCUAAAUUUAACCCAACUCAAACAGUGGGUUAACUUUAGCCCAACACUUUUAAAAUAAAAAAAAACAAAAAUAAACAACAUGGAUGGCCUUCCGUUCAAUUUAUUCCGUGUUGUUUAUCCACGUCAAGAACGAACAUAUCGUCCACGCAAUCUAAACGUGAUUGGCUUUAAUGACAGCCAGUUAAGAGCAAGAUAUAGGUUCGGCCGAAAUGCCAUAAACUACAUAACAAAUCUGCUUUACGAUGACCUUGUCAGGGAUACACAACGCGGCCAUGCUCUUUCUCCGGAUUCACAAGUACUCAUCGCACUGAGGUUUUACGCAACAGGCAGCUUCUUACAAGUUGUUGGAGAUACGUUUGGUGUUGAUAAGGGUACAGUGUCCCGUGUCGUAAGAGAUGUGUCCUUGGCACUUAACAGGAGACAGCAAGAGUUUAUUAAAUGGCCAACAAACGUAGAAAUCGCAGACAUCAAAAAUAAUUUUUUUGCACUAGCUGGCUUUCCGUGCGUAAUUGGGUGUAUCGAUUGUACCCACAUCCGAAUUCAGGCUCCGUACGUGCACGAGAACAAUUAUGUAAACAGGAAGCGGUAUCACUCGAUCAAUGUACAAGGAAUUUGCGAUCAUGAAGGAAAAUUCAUCAAUAUUGUGGCACGAUGGCCAGGAAGUACACACGAUAGCCAUAUACUGCAUACAUCAAACAUAUGCACUCACCUGGAGAACCACCACCAUGAUCUAGAUGAUGGUGUUCUGCUUGGUGACAGUGGUUACCCUUUAAAGGCAUUUUUAAUGACCCCAUACAGCACCCCAAACACACCAAAUGAGAGGGCAUUCAACCGAGCACACAAGAAAACAAGGGUGACGAUUGAAAGAACAUUUGGAAUGCUAAAACGGAGAUUCCAUCUACUGCAUGGGGAGGUGAGAAUGCAACCGGAAAAGGUGUGCCAGCUCAUUGGUGCAUGUGCAAUAUUACACAAUAUUGCACUUGCAUUCAAUGAGCCCAGGUUAGAUAUUGAGGAUGAGGACGACCAACCAGAGGUGGAGGAAUAUGUUGGACCCCAAAAUGGUCAUCUAAUCAGGGAACAUAUAACUAACACCUUUUUUUAACUUUUUAUAAAGUAGAAUUAACUGAGCCUAUAAUGCAAGAAUUGUUACCAAAAUAAGCAAGUUUGUAAAAUAAUAAUAUAAUUCAAUUAUCACAAAAAUGUAUAAUUAUUAAUUACUAAUUCAUUAAAUUAUUUGUAUAUACAGUACAAUAGAAAAUUGUUCAUUGAAAUUUACACUACAGGGUGAGCAAAAAAAACCUGACACCUUUGAAAUUCAAAUUAGCUGCAAUGUAUCUGCAAUCGGCUGUAAUAUAUUACAGAAGUUGCCUAAGAUAUCUCAUGGGUAUA
This is a messenger RNA of Dendronephthya gigantea, 2285 nucleotides long. Its product is annotated as putative nuclease HARBI1. The coding region runs from base 976 to 1998 and encodes 340 amino acids. NCBI's taxonomy places the organism in Eukaryota, Metazoa, Cnidaria, Anthozoa, Malacalcyonacea, Nephtheidae. The record is from RefSeq and is a predicted model, not a curated record. The transcript has 2 exons.